AUGAACCCGAAAGUGAACAGGCAGAGGAUGUGUCAGGUUAUGUUUGAGGAGUAUGGGUUUCAGGGGGUGUAUGUUGCUAUUCAGGCUGUGUUGACGCUUUAUGCGCAGGGUCUGACGACGGGUGUUGUCGUCGACUCGGGAGACGGCGUAACGCACAUCGUGCCCGUGUACGACGGGUACGCGAUGCCGCACCUCACGCGGCGAUUAGACAUCGCUGGGCGGGACGUGACACGAUAUCUGAUCAAGCUGCUCCUUAUGCGCGGGUACGCGUUCAAUCGCACGGCGGAUUUCGAGACGGUCAGAGAGAUCAAGGAGAAGUUACCUUAUGUUAGUUAUGAUCUUGAACUUGAUACGCGUCUUUCAGAGGAGACUACGGUGUUGGUGGAGAGUUAUACUCUCCCAGACGGACGUACCAUCAAAGUCGGCGCAGAACGAUUCGAAGCCCCAGAAUGCAUGUUCCAGCCUCACCUAGUCGACAUUGAACAGCCCGGUAAAUGCUAUUCCAAACAAUUCAAACCGCACCAGUGGACGGAGCUCUACAAACACGUCGUCCUGUCCGGUGGAUCAAGCAUGUACCCAGGUCUUCCGAGCAGGUUGGAAAAGGAGAUGAAGCAGCUUUAUUUGACGAGGGUGUUGGGUGGGGAUCCGGCGCGGUUGAAUAAAUUCAAAAUCAAGAUCGAAGAUCCCCCUCGCAGGAAACACAUGGUUUUCCUUGGAGGUGCGGUGUUGGCGGAUAUUAUGAAGGGCCGUGAGGACUUUUGGAUAUCACGCGAGGAGUGGUUCGAGAAGGGCGUUGUGUCAUUGGAUAAAUUGGGGAGGGGGGAUAAUUAAUUAUAAGUUGGGAG
Molecule: messenger RNA, 845 nt
Organism: Laccaria bicolor S238N-H82
Lineage: Eukaryota; Fungi; Basidiomycota; Agaricomycetes; Agaricales; Hydnangiaceae
Product: actin-related protein Arp2p
Exons: 6
Coding region: 1-831 (276 amino acids)
Biological process (GO): Arp2/3 complex-mediated actin nucleation
Cellular component (GO): actin cortical patch; Arp2/3 protein complex
Molecular function (GO): actin filament binding
Source: RefSeq, a predicted model, not a curated record